UGUACUGGGAUUGUUGCGGAAGUGUUCCAACACUAGUGUGGCAUCAGAGUAUAUAGAUUUGGUUCGCAUACCAAACAAAAUGAAGGUGUCAUUCACAAAUAAACGAUAGAGUAAAGACUUCAACGCGAAGGCUGCAGCUCUGAUGUGGAGCGGUUGGCCUGACUGUGUGUCAGCCUUGCCAUGGGAUCACCCUCUUUUUCCUCUUCUCCCUCUCUCCUGCUCCUCCUCUUCUUCACCUCGGCUCUCCUCCUAACCGUUCACCCCGUCUUCACCCCCUCAUCCCCCCCUCCUACAUGUGGUCCGGGCCAAUCCUGGGCGGUCCGGCUGCACGCUGACUCAGACCCGGAGGACGGCCCCCUGGAUCUGGACCUGGUGGCCAGCAGGGUGGCCCGGCAGGCUGGCCUGGAGAACCGAGGACAGAUCGGACAGCUGGAGGGACACUACCUGCUGUGUGCAUGGCCCAGGCCUAGGCCUGGUUCUGGCGACGAGCCUAGGGCUGGAGUUGAAGAUCAGGCCGGGCCGGUAGAGGGGGUAGGCGUGGCCAGUCCAGCUGAGGUGCUGGCCUCUCACCCACAUGUCCUGUGGCACUCCCAGGAACAGGUGCUCAGCAGGUCCAAGAGGUCUGUGGCCUUUAACGACCCCAGAUACCCCAAACAGUGGCACCUGCACAACGACCUGAGGGAGGGCAUGGACAUCAACGUGACAGGCGUUUGGGAGUACAACAUCACAGGGAGCGGCGUCACCGUGGUUGUCGUUGACGACGGCGUGGAACACACCCUCCAGGAUAUCCAGCCCAACUAUAGUCCAGAGGGCAGCUACGACCUGAACUCCAACGACCCAGACCCCAUGCCCCACCCCGAUGCUCACAGUGACAACCACCAUGGGACGCGUUGCGCUGGGGAGAUCGCCGCUGUGCCCAACAACAGCUUCUGUGCCGUGGGUGUGGCCUAUGGGAGUAAAGUGGCAGGUAUCAGGGUGCUGGACGGACCGCUGACAGACAGCAUGGAGGCUGUGGCCUUCAACAAACACUACCAAGUCAACGAUGUAUACAGCUGCAGCUGGGGACCAGAUGAUGAUGGACAUACAGUUGAUGGGCCACAUCCCCUGGGCAAGGCGGCGCUGCAGCACGGGGUGAUCGCCGGCAGGCGGGGCUUCGGCAGUAUAUUUGUGGUUGCCAGUGGCAACGGGGGCCAGUAUAACGACAACUGCAACUACGAUGGCUAUGCCAAUUCCAUCUACACCAUCACUAUAGGGGCCGUGGAUGAGGACGGGAGGAUGCCGUUCUAUGCGGAGGAGUGUGCCUCCAUGCUGGCUGUUACCUUCAGCAGUGGGGGGGUCAAGAUGAGAAGCAUUGUGACGUCAGACUGGUCCAUGCAGCACGGCACCGGCUGCACCGACGGCCACACGGGCACGUCAGCGGCCGCUCCCCUGGCAGCCGGCAUGGUGGCCCUGAUGCUGCAGGUCCGCCCCUGCCUCAGCUGGAGGGACGUCCAGCACAUCAUCACCUACACCGCCACGCAGUAUGACACGCGGGCGGACUGGAAGGUGAACGGGGCAGGGUUCCACCACAGCCACAAACAUGGGUUCGGUCUGCUCAACGCCUGGAGACUGGUCAAUGCUGCCAAGGUGUGGGAGUCGGUUCCUUUCCUGGUGUCCUAUCAGAGCCCAGUACUGAAGAAGGAGGAGCCUAUUCUGACCUAUCCCGACAAACUUGCACUCACCUGGAAUGUCACGGCUGAUGACCUCAGCCAAUCGGGGAUGCAGACGCUGGAGCAUGUAUCCGUCACCGUGACAAUAACCCACCCCUGUCGUGGCAACGUGGAGGUGGUGCUGCUCUGCCCCAGCGGGAUGACGUCGCUCAUCGGAGCCAGGCGCGUCAUCGACAGGGACCCGUCGGGGUACCAGGACUGGACCUUCUCCACGGUGCGCUGCUGGGGAGAGAGAGCAGAGGGACAGUACACACUGCAGCUCUCUGACUACAGAGACCCCUCCAGCCAGGUGUGCUCUGCAGUAGGGGUCCUGCAGCACUGGAAGCUCACACUCUACGGCUCCUCCAUGGCCUUCAGCCAGGUCAAGGACAGGCAGAGGCUGGUAGAGGAGGCCAUGGGGGGGCAGUAUCUGGACAGCAGCUUCUCUCUGCCCUGCCCCCCAGGACUGGACAUACCUGCUGAGAGCAUCAGCCCUUUCACCUCCAACAGCCUCAAGUCUCUGCUCCUGCUGGGGUGCUUUGCCCUGUUUUGGUCUCUGUACUACACCCUGGAGGUGACGCUAGCCCACCUGGACCUGCGCCAGCUGUGUCUGCGAGGCUGGGGGCCGCGGGGGGGCCGCGGGGGCCGGGGGGCCCGGAGGAGGGGAGACCCGGAGGGGGCCAGCUCAGACAUGGAGCUGCAGGCGGGGCUGGACUCUGAGGUCAAGGUGCCUUUGGUCACUGGAGACAACACAUAGCAGUGGAGUACAACCCUAUACCCCAAAGAGAGACUGUGGUUGGGGUCUGGACUCCGGAGAGGUUGUGUGACAGCCUUGGAGGAGGAGGGCAGACUGGACUACCUCCAACCCUUGUUCUUCCCCCCUCCCCAAACAUCCCCUACCUGUGGCCUUUUAUCUGAGUGCAGUGUGCGAGUAUGUGUGCAAAUCUGUGUGAUUGAGCAUUUUGAUUCAAGUUCGAAAGGGCCCUCAUUAAAUGGAGCCCAUGGGAUUAUAGUCUGUGAGAGUAUUGCACUUUGGGAAGGUAUUCAAAUGUUCUCUGUGAGUAUUCUGGUAAAUGCAUACAAAAAUAGAUUUAUUUUAGCAAGUACAUUCUUUUUGAAUAUUUUUCUGCUUUGAAACUAUGAUGUGGGAUAUUUUUUAGGAAUUGUAUUUGGUGCAAAGCAGUACUUGAACUUUAUUUGGUGUGUGUGUGUGUGUGUGUAAGAUAGUGGAUGACUGAUGUGUAUAUAAGAGGCUGUGUGAUUGAGGGUGAAUGUGUUUUUUUAAAUGGAGUAUAAAAUAUAUACUCCACACUUGCGCGAGGACAAUGUGUUCUGUUGUACAGUCACACACGUGUGAUUUUAUAUAAACUGUCAAAACCUGAAAGAGAUUCUAUUUUUGUUUUUGAUGUUGCAUUGACAUGUGUAGGACUCUGGGUGUAGCUGUGAUUGACAGCAGAGACUACCAAUAAAAUAAUAACGGGGAACA
Messenger RNA from Hypomesus transpacificus, 3174 nucleotides. It is a transcript of the gene pcsk7, whose product is annotated as proprotein convertase subtilisin/kexin type 7. The coding region runs from base 181 to 2445 and encodes 754 amino acids. Lineage: Eukaryota; Metazoa; Chordata; Actinopteri; Osmeriformes; Osmeridae. Gene Ontology annotation, cellular component: trans-Golgi network; Golgi membrane. The record is from RefSeq and is a predicted model, not a curated record. Gene Ontology annotation, molecular function: serine-type endopeptidase activity. Gene Ontology annotation, biological process: protein processing. The transcript is spliced from 16 exons.